AUGAAUCUUAAAAAUUUAUACAAUUAUAAUAAUAUCACGGUUGAAUAUAAAACCCUUGUGAAAGAAACAAAACAAAAUAAAGAAAAAGAAAUUCAGGCUGCUAUAUUAAUACAGAAAUGCUUUAGAGGUUUUGUUGUUAGAAAAAAAUAUUUAAUUUUUAAAUAUUACAUAAAAUAUAUGCAAAAUCAAAUACAAAUGUUAAGCUGUAAAUUUUUAUUAAAAAAAAUGAAGAAAGCAAAAUCAGAGGAGCAAGCUAUUUUGUAUUUGUCUGACAACGCUACGAAAAUACAAAAGAUUUUUCGAGGAUACUACUCAAGGAAAUAUAUACAUGAUUAUUUUAAGAGGAAAAUGCAAAUACAUGAAAUGGAUAAUUAUGUUAAGGAACAAAGAAAUAAUAUGAUGCUUGGACUUGAAGAGAGAAAAAAAAAACAAUUGCAAUAUGAUAACACCAUGAGAGACAAAAAAAUACAUCAAGUUGCAAAAAAUUUGCAUCAUUUGGUUUCUACAAAAACACAAAAAGGAGUUUAUAAUUUAAAAAUUGAAAAUAUUAUAAAAGAACAACAAAAAAACAUAAAAAGGAAAGAUAAAAAUUACCAUAAAAAAUAA
Molecule: messenger RNA, 606 nt
Organism: Plasmodium reichenowi
Lineage: Eukaryota; Apicomplexa; Aconoidasida; Haemosporida; Plasmodiidae
Exons: 7
Coding region: 1-606 (201 amino acids)
Biological process (GO): establishment of meiotic spindle localization; spindle organization; mitotic cell cycle
Cellular component (GO): spindle pole
Molecular function (GO): protein binding
Source: RefSeq, a predicted model, not a curated record